AUGGACAGUAUCACUCAGAUCGCUUUCAAUGCCCGCCAGGCCGCCAACGUCCUCCAGACUAUCACCACCGCCCAAAAGUCCGUCUUCCUCAACCAAAUCUACUCAAAGCUCGCUCUGGCAAAGGCAGAUAUCCUGGCCGCCAACAAGGUCGACAAGGAUCUCGCAUUGAAACAAGUUGAGGCGGGCAAGCUCUCGUCCUCGCUCUAUAAACGUCUCGACCUUGAGGGUGCUGGCAAGUUCGAGACAAUGUUGCAGGGAAUCAAGGAUAUCGACGAACUCGAGGACCCCUCAGGAAAGGUCCACUCGGCAACCAAGCUGGAUAACGGUCUCGAUCUCUACAGGGUGUCCUGCCCCGUUGGUGUGUUGUUGGUCAUUUUUGAGGCGAGACCCGAGGUCGUUGUCAACAUUGCGGCUUUGGCGCUUAAGUCAGGCAACGCUGCGAUUUUGAAGGGCGGCAAGGAGAGUUUCCACACUUGCAGCGCUAUUUCCAAGGCGAUUAGAGAGGCAUUGGACGCUGCCGGCAGCGAAGGUUUGAAUCUGGCGGAUGCUGUGCAGAUUGUCGAGUCGAGACAGGAUAUUGAUGCGCUGUUGAAGCAGGACAAGUACAUCGACCUCGUUAUUCCCAGAGGCAGCAACGCCUUGGUCAAGUACAUCCAGUGGAACACUCGAAUCCCUGUUCUGGGACACGCUGACGGAUUGUGCUCGACAUACGUGGCCGAGUCGGCCAAGCUGGAUCUCGCCAAGACCGUCGUGGUCGACGCCAAAACCACAUACCCCGCCGCCUGCAACUCGACCGAGACACUCCUUGUUCACUCUUCUCACUUGAAGUCCAACUUUUUCCAGGAGCUGGCUAAGGCGUUGGUUGUCGAUAAUGGCGUAACUCUCAAGUGCGACGCGGCUUCUUUGGCUACUCUUCAAAAAGAGGGCGUCGCAGAAAUCUUCGAGGAGAACAAGGACAAGAUCCAGGCUAGUGACGACGAGGAUUAUGAUACAGAGUUCUUGGAGCUCACUCUUGCGGUCAAGACGGUCGAGUCCGCAGAGCAGGCUAUUGAGCACAUUAACGAGCACGGGUCGAAGCACACGGACGCCAUUUUAACGGAGGACGAGGCUGAAGCCAACAAGUUCAUGGCAGGCGUCGAUGCUGCUGGUGUCUACUGGAACGCGAGCACGCGUUUUGCCGACGGAUUCCGCUAUGGAUUUGGUGCGGAGGUGGGUGUGAGCACCAACAAAACUCAUGCGCGUGGUCCCGUUGGUCUGGAAGGUUUGGUGAUCUAUAAGUACCGUCUGUAUGGUCAAGGCCAGGCCACGGGCAACUAUGGGACUGGUGAGGGCAAGAAGGAGUUCUUGCACGAGCGGAUAGAGUUGAAGGGCAACGACACCAUUGCCACCCUCCGAGGAUAA
Messenger RNA from Linnemannia hyalina, 1401 nucleotides. Lineage: Eukaryota; Fungi; Mortierellomycota; Mortierellomycetes; Mortierellales; Mortierellaceae. The record is from the annotation of a GenBank genome assembly.